Messenger RNA from Chanos chanos (milkfish), 2532 nucleotides. RefSeq names its product SPT20 homolog, SAGA complex component (gene supt20h). Gene Ontology annotation, biological process: regulation of transcription by RNA polymerase II. The coding region runs from base 57 to 2468 and encodes 803 amino acids. Gene Ontology annotation, cellular component: SAGA complex. Gene Ontology annotation, molecular function: transcription coregulator activity. The transcript is spliced from 22 exons. The record is from RefSeq and is a predicted model, not a curated record. NCBI's taxonomy places the organism in Eukaryota, Metazoa, Chordata, Actinopteri, Gonorynchiformes, Chanidae.
UUCUGGGGUAAGGACAGCACAGCCUCCCGUCACAUAGCAACUGGUGGUGGACCACAAUGCAACAAGUCCUAGAAUAUGCAUUGGAUCGGGCUGAGUACAUUGUUGAAAGUGCCCGUCAGCGACCGGCCAAGAGACGAGCAUCAUCUAGUGGGAGAAAGUCUUUGUAUCAAAAACUCUAUGAAUUGUACGUCGAAGAGUGUGAAAGGGAGCCAGAGCUGAAGAAGCUGAGAAGAAAUGUGAAUCUACUCGAGAAGCUGGUCUCACAGGAGUCUGUCUCGUGUCUUGUGGUAAACCUGUAUCCGGGAAACGAAGGAUACUCACUGAUGCUCAGAGGAAAAAAUGGAUCUGACUCUGAGACGAUCCGGCUCCCCUACGAGGAGGGAGAGCUCCUGGACUACUUGGAUGCCGAGGAGUUGCCGCCCAUCCUGGUGGACCUAUUAGAAAAGUCGCAGGUGAACAUAUUCCACUGUGGUUGUGUCAUCGCUGAGGUCAGAGACUACCGACAGUCAGGGAAUGCCAAGAUGCCCUCCUACCAGAGCCGUCACAUACUGCUGAGACCCACCAUGCAGACCCUGAUCUGUGACGUCCACGCCAUGACGAGUGAGCAUCACAAAUGGACACAGGAUGACAAGCUGCAGUUAGAGAGCCAGCUGAUCCUGGCCACUGCUGAGCCCCUCUGUCUGGACCCCUCCAUCUCUGUCACCUGCGCUGCCAACCGCCUCCUCUACAACAAACAGAAGAUGAACACGCGCUCCAUGAAACGGUGUUUUAAAAGGUACUCGCGGUCGGCGCUGAACCGGCAGCAGGAGACGGCUCACUCACCCACACCCCCACAGCUGCGACUCUUUGACUACCUACAGAAAAGGAAAGAGAGGAAACAGGCCCCUUCAAUAGACCUGAAGAUCUCCAAGGCCGGAAACUGUGUGGACAUGUGGAAGCAGAACAGCUGCCAACUGACCGUCCCGGCCGAGAUCGACGUGGACAGGUACGCUGUGGUGGAGAAGUCAGUCAAACUGGAGGACUCUCAGCCCACAGUGUGGCCUGCACAGGACGUGAAGGACGACUACAUCUUUGAAUGUGAGGUGGGCGGCCAGGUCCAGAGGACCAAGGUCACCAUCUUCCAAUCGGUCGGAGACCCUCUGGUGUACGGGAAAAUCUUCAGCGCCAAAGACUCCAGAUCGGAGGAAGACCCCACAGACCUCCACCUCAUCCACCCACCCUUCCUUAUCGGCUCAAAGAUAGAUGCUGACAGGUUUUUGACGCAGUAUAAGGAGGUGUAUGAACGAGACGUGAAGUGCCAGGUGAAGAUGUUGCACAACUCUGGGAGUGUCGGGACCCAGAGCCAGCUGUCCCCGGGCAGGGAGACAGAGGUGAGAGACUUCUCGGCGUUGGUCCAGUCCUCGGUUCUGGGAAAAGGAGUAAAGCAUCGACCUCCUCCUAUCAAACUGCCAGCAGGCUCAGGCAGCACCUCCUCAGGUAAUCCAUACAGCACCCCGGCCUCCGGGGGCCAUCUGAAGUGUCCGACCCCCCCGCCCACUAAGAGUCAGUCCAUCUCCCGCAAGCACUCCAUGGAGCUGAGUCAAGUCGGCUUACUGUCUCCUGCAGCUCUCUCUCCUUUGAGUUCAGCACAGAGAUCGGGGACGCCCAAACCAUCCACCCCCACCCCCACCAACACGCCGUGCUCCACGCCGCAUCCCGCCGAGGCCCAGAACGCCACGCCGUCGGUGACGCCCACGCCGCAGGACACGCCCCUUCCCCAGCAGCCCACGCUCCUCACGCCGUUCGCCCAGCAGCAGAUGGCUCUGAGCCAGGCCCUGCCGGUCAUGACCAUCCCCCUGCCCACCUCUAUCACCACGGGAACCACCUCCUCCCAAGUCAUGGCCAACCCCGCGGGGCUCAACUUCAUCAACGUCGUGGGCUCCGUCUGUAGUCCACAGACUCUGAUGAGCGGGUCGAACCCCAUGCUGGGCUGCAGUCCCGGGGCUCUGGCCCCAGGCGUGAACCUGAGUGGGAUUCUUUCUCCAGGUGGUCUCAUGUCGAGCACCCUACCCACCAUGCAACCUACACCACAAGCAGGUGGUCCCUUUAGUUUGAACAAUACGCCCGGUCUGCGGCCUCUGAAUCUGCUUCAGAUCCCCACGGGCCCACUCAUCUUCAACCCACUACAGCAGCAGCAGCUCUCCCAGUUCUCCCCCCAGCAACAGAGCAGCCAGUCUGCCACCUCCAGCCCCCAACAGCAGGGGGACUCACAGGCGGAGCAGGGGAUGGGUGGGACGGAGCAGAGUUUGGCCACCCAGCAGACAGCUGUGAUUAACCUGGCAGGAGUAGGCGGGUUCAUGUCCCCGCAGGCUGCAGUUGCAAUUCUUGCAGCACCAAAUGCAACAGCAGCAGCAAACGGCUAUGGCAGCGGGAGCGGCGGCUCAGGCCCAGCCGCCACGGCAACAUUCCGCCAGCCAACAAAGAAGUAAGAGGAAAAGAAGCACGCCGCAGCCCCUCCCCAAAUCAUGACGAACGAACCAACCAACCAAUGAA